GGCUACUUAAGGAGAAAUUCACAUUGGUGUCACUUGGACCAGCUUUCUGCUUGCAGGCUGGUCCACUCUCUCCAUGAGACAGUGAUGGGGGGUUUCAACACAAUGCAAAGACCUGCUGCUCCUCUUCUCCUUAUGGGUCUGCUCUUCACUUUCUGCCUACAGACUGCAAAUUCCCAGGGAUGUACGUCAAGUGAUUUUCGGUGUUCUAGUGGCCGUUGUAUUCCAUUAAGCUGGCGGUGUGAUGGAUCAGCAGAUUGUCCGGAUAACUCAGACGAAUCUGGCUGCCCUCCGCGGUCAUGUGCAGCGAGUCAGUUUCGGUGUGGGGAUGGCGAAUGCAUUGUCCGAUCUUGGGUGUGUGACGAUGAAGAAGACUGUAACGAUGGCUCUGAUGAACAGCAUUGUCCCGGGAGAACUUGCUCCGCUCAGCAGUUCACAUGCAUUAGUGGUCAGUGCAUCCCAGGGGCUUAUAAAUGUGACCGAAUGAAGGACUGCACAGAUGGAUCCGACGAACGCAACUGCCAAUAUCCCGUGUGCAGUCAGCUUUCGUGUGCCAGUGGAGCCUGCUUCAAUACAAGUCAGAGGUGUGAUGGGAUUGUCAACUGCCGGGAUGCUUCAGACGAGGCCAAUUGUACACAGAAAUGUCUGACCAACGAGUUUCCGUGCGCGAACGGUGAAUGUAUCCCUCGAGAUUUCAUCUGUGACCACGAUGACGACUGUGGAGAUGGAAGCGAUGAAAAGAAUUGCACUUACCCAACCUGUAAAGGGGAUUCUUUCACUUGCCCAAGUGGUCGUUGUAUACACCAGAGCUGGCUGUGUGACGGGGACGAUGACUGCGAUGACAACGCUGAUGAAAAUGGCUGUGAAAGUGGGCUGAGAGAAUGUGGUCCAGGAGAAUGGUCUUGUCCGUCGUCCGGCCAGUGCAUCCCUAUAGACAAAGUCUGUGAUGGAACCGUUCAUUGCCGAUUUGGCGAGGAUGAAACCAAUGCAACGGCUGGGAGGAACUGCAGUACUAGUAACUGCGCUGCGCUGAGUUGCUCAUACCGGUGUCAUUCCUCUCCAUCUGGCGGUGUCUGCUUUUGUCCAGCAGGAUACAUCAUUAGCGCAAACGACAGCCGGACCUGCAUCGAUUUUAACGAUUGUCAAAUCUGGGGCAUAUGUGAUCAGCUCUGUGAAGAUCGUAUGGGCAGUCAUCGCUGCAGCUGUGUUAAUGGAUACGUCUUGGAACAUAACAAGCACUGUAGAGCCAACACCUCCACUGGACCUCCAUGGUUGAUCUUCUCCAAUGGACGAGAUCUGCUGAUCGGCGACAUUCAUGGCAAUAGCUAUCGCACAUUAGUGCGUUCACAGAAUCGUGGAAUAGCCGUGGGGGUGGAUUUCCAUUUUCAGCUUCGACAAGUCUAUUGGACGGACACUGUGCAGGACAAGGUUUUUUCUGCGGACAUAGAUGGCUCAAAUGUACGACAAGUCCUUAACGUUUCUGUUGACUCCCCUGAAAACUUAGCAGUCGACUGGAUUGGCAAUAAGCUUUAUGUGGUUGAAACAAGUGUCAACAGGAUUGACAUGGUAGACCUUGAUGGGCAGAAUCGGAUAACAUUAAUAGCAGAAGAUUUGGGCAACCCAAGGGGAAUAGCAGUUGAUCCAACAAUCGGGUACUUAUUCUUCUCUGAUUGGGACAGUGUAUCUGGAGAUCCCAAGCUGGAAAGAGCAUUUAUGGAUGGCACAAGUCGUCAUGAUUUAAUUAAAACCAAACUGGGCUGGCCAGCUGGUAUCACCCUGGAUAUUGUGUCUAAGAGGGUGUACUGGGUGGAUAGCCGCUACGACUACAUUGAAACUGUGACCUAUGAUGGUCUGCAAAGGAAAACAAUAGUACAUGGAGGGAAUAUUGUUCCACAUCCUUAUGGAAUUAGUAUCUUCGAGCAUUUUGUGUAUUUUACCGACUGGACAAAACUCGCUGUGAUGAAGGCCAACAAAUUCUCAGACAUCACAACUCAAGCUGUCUUUACUUCUUCAUCAAGACCUUAUGGAGUCACCGUUUAUCAUUCUGCUCGCCAGCCAUAUGUGCGAAACCCUUGUGGAAUCAAUAAUGGAGGGUGUGAGCAGAUAUGCGUCCUCAGUCACAGAACUGACAAUGAUGGCCUUGGGUAUAGAUGCCGCUGUCGAGUUGGGUUUGAUUUACAUCAAGAUGGACGCCGUUGUGUUGGUGUGCAAAAGUUUCUGCUUUUCUCCUCACAACUUGCUGUCCGAGGGAUUCCAUUUAACCUCUCCACCCAGGAAGACGUCAUCAUUCCCAUCACUGGGGUCCCCUCCUAUUUUGUUGGAAUCGAUUUUGAUGCUCAAGAUAACAGCAUAUUUUAUUCCGACACUGUAAAAGACAUGAUCUACAAGCAAAAAGUAGAUGGUACAGGGAAGGAAAUUCUCACCGCUAAUAGGGUGGAAGGCGUAGAAGACCUGGCUUAUGACUGGAUCUCUAAGAACCUCUACUGGACGGACCCAAGAUAUAGAAGCAUCAGUGUCAUGAGGCUUGUAGAUAAGUCGCGAAGAGCGAUCAUUCAGAAUUUAAAUCAGCCUCGCUCCAUCGUAGUCCACCCUGUGAUGGGGUUUCUUUAUUGGACUGACUGGUACCGACCCGCUAAAAUUAUGAGGUCUUGGUGUGAUGGAUCACAUGCAUCGCCAAUUGUGAAUACAACUCUUGGAUGGCCAAAUGGUUUGGCAAUGGACUGGAGCUCACUACGGAUCUAUUGGGCGGAUGCUUUCUUUGAUAAAGUGGAACACAGCAAUUUUGAUGGCUCUGACCGACAAACUCUUAGCAGAAUAACACAGAUGACACAUCCCUUUGGCCUCACUAUUUAUGGAGGCUAUGCAUACUUAACUGACUGGAGGCUGCAGGCCAUUGUCCGGGUCAGGAAAUAUGAUGGCGGAGAAAUGACAAUCAUUCGCAGAGGAAUUAGUAAUAUUGCACAUGUGAAAUCGUUUGAUGCCGGCAUUCAGAUAGGGUCAAAUCAGUGCAAUCGUCCAACAAAUCCAAACGGAGAUUGCAGUCACUUCUGUUUCCCGGUCCCUAACUACCAAAGGGUUUGUGGCUGCCCCUAUGGGUUGAGGCUCCGUCCUGAUCAAGUCUCUUGCGUGGAAGAUCCAUCAAAUGAACCCCCAACAAUGCAAUGUGGUCUUUAUUCAUUUGCCUGUUCCAACGGCAAGUGUGUUCCUGGUUAUUACCGCUGUGAUGGUGUCGAUGACUGUCAUGACAACAGCGAUGAACAGGGCUGUGGAUCCCCAAACAAUACAUGUUCCUCCAGAGCAUUUACGUGCCGCAAUGGGCAAUGCAUCCCCCAGAACUGGCGUUGUGACAAACACAAUGACUGUCUUGAUGGGAGCGAUGAACAGAAUUGUCCAACUCAAGGUCCUCGGUCAUGUCCUGCCACCUCAUACACCUGUAAUAACAACCACUGCAUCCCAAGGACCUGGCUGUGUGACACAGAUAAUGACUGCGGAGAUGGAUCGGAUGAACUGAACUGCAACUUCACCAAUACGUGUGAGCCAGGCCAAUUCCAAUGUCCAGAUCAUCGCUGUAUCGACCCAUCUUAUGUGUGUGAUGGUGACAAAGACUGCGUUGAUGGUUCCGAUGAAAAAGACUGCAUUUACAACUGCACAGCCUUGCAGUUUGCAUGUGCAAAUGGUAUCCAGUGCAUCAGCAGCUAUAAGCAGUGCGAUGGAGUGUUUGACUGCAAUGAUCAUUCUGAUGAAACAAACUGUCCAACUCGACCCGCAGGAAUGUGCCAUCAGCAUGAAUUUCAGUGCCAGUCAGAUGGGUCAUGUAUCCCUUCAAACUGGGAAUGUGAUGUACAUCCAGACUGUGUGGAUGGUUCUGAUGAACACCAGAGUUGUGUGGUUAGAACAUGCUCUCCCUCCCAAUUUCAAUGUGACAAUGGAAACUGUAUCUAUCGUUCCUGGAUUUGCGAUGGAGACAAUGACUGUCGAGACAUGAGUGAUGAAAAAGACUGCCCAACUCCACCAUUCCGCUGUCCCAGCUGGCAGUGGCAGUGCCCAGGCCUAAGCGUAUGUGUGAACAUCAGCAAAGUAUGUGAUAACACGCCAGACUGUCCCAAUGGGGCAGAUGAGUCUCCUCUUUGCAAUCAGGAGAGCUGCACUGACAGUAAUGGUGGUUGCACUCAUGGAUGUAUUCAAGGACCUUUUGGAGCCCAGUGCACCUGUCCAGUUGGAUACCAGCUGUUGAAUGACUCUAAAACCUGUGACGAUAUCAAUGAGUGUCUAAUUCCUGGGAUUUGCAGUCAAAGCUGUAAUAAUGAGCGUGGCUCCUUCAGAUGUGACUGUGAUGAGGGUUAUAUUUUAGAACCCAAUGGAAGAACUUGUAAAGCCUCCGAGUUUGGCAAUCUGUUGCUGUUGGUGGCAAGUCGUAACCAGAUUGUCGCAGACAAUAUCAGCACACAGGCUCACAACAUUUACUCAGUGAUAAGGGAUGGACGCAAUAUAGUGGCCGUGGAUUUUGAUUCUGUUACUGAUCGAAUUUUCUGGUCUGACACGACGCAGGAUAAAAUAUGGACUGCUUAUACCAAUGGGACAGACAGGAAAAUUAUUUUUGACAGUGGUGUCACCGUGACGGAAAGCAUUGCUGUGGACUGGGUAGGACGAAAUCUUUACUGGACUGACUAUAUUUUGGAGACAAUCGAAGUCUCUCGACUCGAUGGGACACACAGGGCUGUCCUCAUCAGUGAGAACGUGACAAAUCCUCGAGGACUUGUGUUGGAUCCUAGAACAGAUGCCCGGCUAAUGUUUUGGACGGACUGGGGAAGAAGUCCUAGAAUAGAAAGGUCCAGUAUGGAUGGAACCUUAAGAACAGUUAUCAUUUCAGAGAAGAUUUAUUGGCCCAAUGGACUAACUAUUGAUUAUCCCACUAAGCGCCUCUACUUUGCAGAUGCCUAUCUUGACUACAUUGACUACUGUGAUUACAAUGGAAAUAACAGAAGGCAGGCCUUGGCCAGUGAUUUGGUGCUACAACAUCCACAUGCUAUUGCCAUUUUUGAAGAUUACAUUUAUUGGAGUGACCGAUACACUAAUCGCGUUUUACGAGCCAACAAGUGGCAUGGCGGAAACCAGACUGUUAUGAUCUAUAAUAUUCACCAACCGAUGGGGCUCUCAGCUGUUCAUCCUGUUAAACAGCCUGGAGGGCUAAAUCCAUGUGCAUCAAACCCGUGCAGCCAUCUUUGCUUGCUGUCUUCAAGUUCUCCAAAAUUUUAUUCUUGUGUCUGUCCUUCAGGUUGGAACUUAAUGGCUGAUUUAGUAAACUGCCAGCGAGAUGAAAAGCCUUUCCUUAUUAUAGUAAGAGAUAAUAUCAUUUAUGGGAUGUCUCUUGACCCCCUGCAAAAGACCAACGAUGCCAUGGUACCAAUAGCAGGCAUCCGUAAUGGAUAUGAUGUGGAAUUUGAUGACUCAGAGGAAAUGAUCUACUGGAUUGAAAAUCCUGGUGAAAUACACAGAGUGAAGGCAGAUGGAAGUAACAGGACGGCAUUUGCCCCAUCUGCGAUCAUGGGCACGCCUGUUGGUCUGGCCUUAGACUGGAUUUCAGGGAACCUUUACUACACAAAUCCAGGGACUCAAUCAAUUGAGGUUCUUAAACUGUAUGGAGAUGUAAAGUAUCGAAAGACUGUUAUUACAAAUGAUGGGACCCCUACUGGAGCUGGAAGACCACUUGGAAUAGCUGUGGAUCCCGCUAGAGGAAAGAUGUACUGGACGGACCAGGGGACACCUCCAAAGAUUGCCAGUGCACAUAUGGAUGGCUCCAACCCAACCGUCUUGUACACCAACAACCUUGAUCAUGUCGAGUUUAUCACAAUUGACAUCGCGGAGCAGAAGCUGUACUGGGCCGUUACUGGCAGCGGAGUGAUUGAAAGAGGAAAUGUGGAUGGAACGAACAGAAUUACCAUAGUGCAGCAUCUCUCACACCCCUGGGGUAUAGCUGUUCAUGAGAACUAUCUGUACUAUACUGACCGGGACUACGAGGCCAUUGAACGCGUGGAUAAGUCUACGGGAUCUAACCGGGUGGUCAUGAGAGACAACGUCUCAGGUCUCAAGUGUCUACGUGUCCACUACAGAGACAAAGUGUCCGGUUCUUCUAAUGGAUGCAGCAACAACCCUGAUGCCUGCCAGCAGCUGUGCUUACCCAAACCCAGUGGACGGUUCGCUUGUGCGUGUGCUACAGGAUUCAACCUGAGCGCUGAUAACAGAACCUGCACGCCGUACAACUCCUUUAUUGUGGUGUCAAUGCUGUCUGCAAUCAAAGGGUUCAGCUUAGAAUCUGCCGAUCACUCCGAAGCUAUGGUACCAAUGGCAGGAAGAGGACGUAAUGCUCUUCAUGUGGAUGUUCACAUGCAGUCUGGUUUCAUAUACUGGUGUGACUUCAGCAGCUCUUCGUCUGGAUACAAUGCCAUCCGCCGGGUUAAACCCAAUGGCUCCUAUUUUAGAAAUGUUGUUACUGGUGGUAUUGGGAGGAAUGGAAUUCGAGGAAUCGCUGUCGACUGGGUUGCAGGAAAUCUCUACUUCACCAAUGCAUUCCUGACCGAAACCUUCAUCGAAGUAGUUCGCCUGAACACCACCUACCGUCGUGUCCUAAUGAAAACCUCAGUGGAUAUGCCCAGGCAUAUUGUGGUGGACCCUAGGAACAGAUACCUCUUUUGGGCAGAUUAUGGACAAAAUCCCAAAAUUGAGCGGGCAUUUCUGGAUUGCACCAACAGAACCGUCCUGGUGUCUGAGGGAAUUGUUACACCCAGAGGUUUAGCUGUGGAUCGCCAUACUGGCUAUGUUUAUUGGGUCGAUGACUCUUUGGAUAUGAUUGCAAGGGUUCGACCGGAAGGUGGUGAAACCGAAAUAGUAAGAUAUGGCAACCGUUACCCAACGCCUUAUGGGAUUACCGUAUUUGAGAACACAAUUAUUUGGGUGGAUCGAAACUUGAAAAAGGUUUUCCAAGCCAGCAAGGAACCUGGAAACACCGAGCAGCCAACUGUCCUCAGGGAUAAUAUCAAUCUUCUUAGGGACGUUACUGUAUUCGACAAACGUUUUCAACCCAUUUCACCGGAGGAAGUCGGCAACAAUCCAUGCUUGGUGAAUAACGGAGGGUGUGCACACUUUUGCUUUGCUCUACCUGGGACACAGACUCGAAAGUGUGGUUGUGCCUUUGGGGCAAUUAGUGGCGAUGGAACAAGAUGCAUCAUAUCAACAGAUGACUACUUGAUAUAUGCCCUUGAAGGCUCCAUUAAUAGCUUGCCCCUGGACCCUGAGAAUCACAGUCCUCCUUUCCCCAGGGUCAAUGUCCCUAGGACAGCAGUGGCUCUGGAUUUUGACAGCUUGGAUAACAGAAUAUACUACACCCGAAGUGCAGGAGCGGGGCGGAGUGAAAUUCGCUACUUUGGUCUUUCAUCUUUAAAUCAGCAUACUACGGUGGCUUCAGAUUUGGGAGCUCCGGAUGGAAUAGCCUUUGACUGGAUCCAUAAAAGGGUUUAUUACAGUGACUAUCAAAACCAGACCAUAACCUCAAUGGCACUGGAUGGGUCCAAUCGUACUGUGAUUGCUCGCGUAUCCCGGCCCAGAGCUAUCAUGUUGGAUCCGUGCAGAGGGUACAUGUACUGGACGGACUGGGGCACCAAUGCCAAGAUAGAAAGAGCCACGCUAGGAGGAAACUUCCGCACAGUCAUUGUGAACUCCAGCUUGGUAUGGCCAAAUGGACUUACCCUUGACUACGAAGAAGAGCGACUCUAUUGGGCUGAUGCAGUUUUCCAGAAGAUAGAACGCUGCUCUUUAACUGGCGCAAAUCGUGAAGUUGUGGUUAGCACUGCCAUAUAUCCAUUUGCUAUGACCCUGUAUGAUCAACACAUUUAUUGGACUGACUGGAACACAAAGAGCAUAUACCGGGCGAAUAAAUACGACGGUUCAGAUCAAAUAGUUAUGGUCCAGAACCUUCCACGGCGCCCAAUGGAUAUCCAUGUUCUGUCUAAAAGCAAGCAACAGCAGUGCGCCAGCCCCUGCGAUCAGUUCAAUGGUGGCUGCAGCCACAUCUGUGCGCCAGGUCCCAAUGGAGCAGAAUGCCAAUGUCCUUCAGCUGGAAGCUGGUAUUUGGCAAACAACAACAAGGACUGUAUUGUAGACAACGCCACUAGGUGCCAGAGCGGGCAGUUUACAUGUCUCAAUGGGCGAUGCAUAUCGGAAAGAUGGAAGUGUGACAAUGAUAAUGACUGCCAAGAUGGCAGCGAUGAACUGGAACGUGUAUGUGCUUUUCAUACCUGCUCACCGACAGCGUUCACCUGCGGCAAUGGGAAAUGUGUGCUCUAUAGCUAUCGCUGCGACCACUAUAAUGACUGUGGAGAUAAUAGUGACGAAGCCGGAUGUCUGUUCAGAACCUGCGACCCAAACACUGAAUUUGCCUGUAACAAUGGCAGGUGUAUCUCCCGCUCAUACGUUUGCAAUGGAGUCAACAACUGCUAUGACAAUGGCACAUCUGAUGAAAGGAAUUGCCCCGAUCGCACAUGUCAGCCAGGGUACACCAAAUGUCAGAGCACCAACAUUUGCAUUCCUCGUACUUAUCUUUGUGAUGGGGAUAAUGACUGCGGAGAUAUGAGCGAUGAAAGCCCCACUCAUUGUGAUACUCUAACAUGCACAGAAAGUGAAUUCCGCUGCACCUCCGGACGUUGUAUUCCUGGUCACUGGUACUGCGAUCAGGGAGCGGACUGUGCAGACGGCUCUGAUGAACCCGCAUCGUGUGUUUCCCAUGUGAGGACAUGCUCAAGUGACCAGUUCAGGUGUGAUGAUGCCCGGUGUAUCCCAGCGAGAUGGGUCUGUGAUGGUGAUAAUGAUUGUGGCGACAUGAGUGAUGAAGACCAGAGACACAACUGUGCCAACCGCAGCUGUGCCCCAACAGAGUUCACCUGUGUCAACAACAGACCCCCCGAUAGACGGUGUAUUCCACAAAACUGGGUUUGUGAUGGAGAUUCAGACUGCAGUGAUGCCUACGAUGAACUCCAGAACUGUACAAGACGGACUUGCACCGGCACAGAGUUCGCUUGUAGUAAUGGCCUCUGUAUCCGAAAUAGCUUCAGGUGUGACAGACGCAAUGACUGCGGAGAUAACAGCGAUGAAAGAGGGUGCAGCUACCCGUCUUGCCAGCAGCAGCAGUUCACCUGUCAGAAUGGUCGUUGCAUUACCAGAGCCUACGUCUGUGAUGGAGACAAUGACUGUGGGGACGAGUCCGAUGAACUGGAACAUCUUUGCAGCAUCCCAGAGGCCACCUGUGCUCCAAACUUCUUUAAAUGUGACAAUGGCCACUGUAUUGAAGCUGUCAAAGUCUGCAACAGGAUUGAUGAGUGCUCUGAUAACAGCGAUGAGAAAGGAUGCGGUAUUAAUGAGUGCACAGAUCCCUCUAUCAGCGGCUGUGAUCACAACUGUACAGAUACACAGACAAGCUUCUUCUGCAGCUGUCGAGCUGGGUACAGGCUCAUGUCCGAUAAACGGACCUGUGAUGAUAUCGAUGAGUGUGCAGAGUCUCCUUGGGUCUGCAGCCAAAUCUGCGAGAACACUCCCGGCUCCUACAUCUGCAAGUGUUCUCCUGGCUACAUCAGGGAGCCCGAUGGAAAAAGCUGCCGCCAAAAUAGCAAUAUUUCCCCUUACCUUAUAUUCAGUAACCGGUAUUAUCUGAGAAACCUGACUGUGGACAGUCUGUCUUAUUCUCUAAUAUUACAAGGUCUGAGCAACGUGGUGGCCCUGGACUUUGAUCGAGUGGAAGAAAGAUUGUAUUGGAUUGACGUGGGAAGGAGAGUCAUGGAGAGAAUGUUCUUAAAUGGAACUAACAAAGAGACAAUUAUUAACAAUGAUAUCCUGAGCGGGGAAGGUUUAGCGGUUGAUUGGGUUGGCAGAAAGCUAUACUGGGUGGACUCCUAUAAGAACUGUAUCAGUGUUGCGGAGCUGGAUGGACGGUUCAGGAAGAGGCUCGUUGACCGCUGUGCAGACGUCAAUAACACCUUCUGCUUUCAGCACCCCAGAGCUAUCGUGCUUCAUCCGAAGAAAGGGCACAUUUACUGGACAGACUGGGGAGACAUGCCAUACAUUGGCAGAGUCGGCAUGGAUGGCAAGAACAAAACCGUUAUCAUCUCUACUAAACUGGAAUGGCCUAAUGGGAUCACAAUAGAUUACACCAAUGACAAGCUCUACUGGGCUGAUGCUCACUUGAACUACAUUGAGUAUUCGGACCUGGAUGGUAGACACCGGCACUCUGUCUAUGACGGAAACCUCCCUCACCCUUUUGCUAUCACUGUAUUUGAAGAUACCAUAUAUUGGACCGACUGGAACACGAGAACGGUGGAAAAGGGAAAUAAAUACAAUGGGUCCGGAAGAACCAUGCUAGUCAACACCACGCACAGGCCAUUUGAUAUUCAUGUGUAUCAUCCUUACAGGCAGCCUAUAGUGAACAAUCCCUGCGGCCGAAACAACGGAGGCUGCUCCCACUUGUGUCUCAUUAAAGAAGGAGGCCAAGGGUACACGUGUGAAUGUCCAGACAAUUUCCUGGCCAUGCAGUUUGGAAAUGUCAUUCGCUGCCUUCCUUCCUGCUCCAGUACCCAGUUUUUAUGUUCCGACAGUGAAAGAUGUAUCCCGAUCUGGUGGAAAUGUGAUGGGCAGCGAGACUGCAGGGAUGGCUCAGAUGAGCCACCUACCUGUCCUCAUCGUUACUGCCCUGUGGGACAUUUCCAGUGCAAUGAUGGAAACUGCACAAGUUCUCACUUCUUGUGUAACACCGUCCAAGAUUGUCCAGACAACUCUGAUGAAGAUCCAGUGCUUUGUGCCACUCACCAAUGUGAUGACCACCAAUGGCAGUGUGCCAACAAGCGCUGUAUCCCCGAGUCAUGGCAGUGCGACACAGAGGAUGACUGCGGUGACAACUCAGAUGAAGACAGCACCCACUGCGCCACCAGAACCUGCAAUCCUGGACAAUUCAAAUGCAACAAUGGACGCUGCAUCCCUCAGAGCUGGAAGUGUGACGUGGACAAUGAUUGUGGGGACCAUUCAGAUGAGCCUAUUCAGGAGUGCAUGGGUCCUGCUUAUCGCUGUGACAAUCACACCGACUUUUCCUGCAAGACAAACUAUCGAUGCAUCCCACUUUGGGCUGUUUGCAAUGGUUUUGAUGACUGUAGAGAUAACUCUGAUGAAGAAAAUUGUGAACAGAGAACAUGUGAUCCACUCGGGGACUUUCGCUGUGAAAAUCACCGCUGUAUUCCUCUGCGUUGGAAAUGCGAUAGAGAUGAUGACUGUGGGGAUGGAUCUGAUGAGCGCAACUGCAGCCCCCGGGAGUGCACAGAAAGUGAAUUCCGAUGUGAUAAUCUUCACUGUAUUCCCAGCCGCUGGCUCUGUGAUCACGACAAUGACUGCGAAGAUAACUCCGAUGAGAGAGAUUGUGAAAUGAGGACCUGCCAUCCUGGGUAUUUCCAAUGUAAUAGUGGACAUUGUGUCUCUGAGCGAUUUAGAUGUGAUGGAACAGCUGACUGUCUAGACUUUUCAGAUGAAAUAACUUGCCCAACCCUCUUUCCAAAUGGAACGUACUGCCCUCCAUCCAUGUUUGAGUGUAGGAACCAUAUCUGCAUCUUGCCAUACUGGAAGUGUGAUGGAGACAAUGACUGCGGAGAUGAUUCUGAUGAAGAACUGAACCUUUGCCUGGACAUCCCUUGUGAGCCUCCCUUCCGAUUUCGAUGUAGCAACAACCGCUGCAUCUACAGACAUGAGGUAUGCAACACCGUGGACGAUUGUGGCGACGGAAGCGAUGAGACUGAGGAGCAAUGCAGACCUCCCACCCCAAGACCAUGCACAGAGGAUGAAUACAAGUGCGGCAACUACCACUGCAUCUCCCAUCACUAUGUGUGCGAUAACUAUGAUGACUGUGAGGAUAGCUCGGAUGAAAUUGGGUGCAACGUAGGUACUGGACGUCACUGUGGAGAAAAUAUCUGUGAACAUAACUGCACUAACCUCGCUGAAGGGGGAUUUAUCUGUUCCUGCCGACCAGGGUACAAGGCCAGCGAGACCGAUCGCAAUUCUUGUGAUGAUAUUAAUGAGUGCGAUAUAUAUGGAAUGUGUCCACAAGACUGUAGGAACUCCAAAGGAAGUUAUGAAUGUUUCUGCUCUGAAGGAUUUAGAUCUGUUGGAGACGAACAUGGAAAACAAUGUGCAGCUGAGGGUAACCCCCCGAUUCUGCUGCUGCCGGACAAUGUACGGAUAAGGAGAUACAAUCUGUCUUCCGAGCAAUACUUCGAUUAUAUUGAGAAUCAGCAGCACAUCCAAGCCUUGGACUAUGACUGGGAUCCUGAGGGAAUAGACCUCAGUGUUGUAUACUACAGCAUUCGUGGGCAGGGCUCUGAGUUUGGAUCCAUCAGGCGGGCUUAUAUACCUACCUUUGAGGAUUAUGGUAAUAAUAUGGUAAAGGAUGUCGAUAUGAACUUGCGCUACAUUGUGAAUCCAGAUGGACUAGCCGUGGACUGGGUUGGAAGACACAUUUAUUGGACUGAUGCUGGAACAAAUCGUAUAGAAGUAGCAAAACUGGAUGGAAGAUAUAGAAAGUGGCUCAUUUACACUCAAGUGGACCAGCCAGCCGCCAUUGCUGUCAAUCCAGAGCUGGGAAUGAUGUAUUGGACAGACUGGGGAAGACAGCCUAAGAUUGAGCAAGCCUGGAUGGACGGGCAGCAGAGGCAGGUUCUGGUCUCAGAAGAACUUGGUUGGCCAACUGGAAUCACUAUUGACUACAUCAACAACAACAGAAUCUACUGGAGCGACUCCAAGGAGAACGUCAUUGAAUCUAUUAAACCUGAUGGCUCAGACAGACAGACAGUUUUACGUGGAGAUCUCGGCAACCCUUACAGCCUGGAUGUGUUUGAAGGCCAUCUGUACUGGACAACAAAGGAGAAGGGUGAAGUGUGGAAGAAAAAUAAGUUUGGUACUGGACCUAAGGUUAAAGUCCUAACAAUUAACCCAUGGCUGACUCAAGUGCGAAUAUACCACUCACAUCGUUACAACCGCACAGUUUCUAACCGCUGCAAAGACAUCUGCUCCCACCUGUGCUUACUGAGACCAGGAGGCUAUACAUGUUCCUGCCCUCAAGGGACCCAGUUCAUGGAUGGCACUACCACUGAGUGUGAUGCAGCUAUUGAACCCCCUCCAACUAUGCCCCCGGCAUGCAGAUGUAUGCAUGGAGGAACGUGCUAUUUUGAUGAAAUGGGGCUUCCAAAAUGCAAGUGUACAACUGGGUAUUCUGGAAGCUAUUGCAACAUGGCGUAUUCUACCGGCAUCCCUCCAGGAACUGCGGCAAUCGCAGUGCUCCUCACCGUCAUUUUGGUCAUUAUUAUCUGUGCUUUGGUGGUUGGCGGUCUCUUCAAUUACAGACGGACAGGAAAACUUUUGCCGGCUCUCCCUAAGUUCCCAAGUUUAAGUGCACUUGUGAAAUCAACAGAAAAUGGCAAUGGUGUAACGUUCCGGUCUGGAGCUGAUGUCAGCAUGGAAAUUGGGGUAUCUGGAUUUGGUGCGGAGUCUUCUAUAGAUAGAGUAAUGCAAAUGAGCGAAACUUUCACUCUGGAUGCUGGGAAAGAGCCAGUUACAUAUGAGAAUCCCAUGUACUCACACACUGGAGAAAGUGGUGUCAGCGUGGUGAACAUCAGCCAGCCGCCAGAUGUGACUGAAGUAAGCAGUGAACAAAAACAGGAUAAUUUUGAAAACCCGCUGUAUUCUGUUGACACCCCACAGACCUCAGCAAGCACAGAACCACUUCAGGUUGAGCAGGAAUCAAAGUGGAAUUUCUUUAAACGGAAGAUUAAACAAAGCACAAACUUUGAAAAUCCAAUCUAUGCGGAGAUGGAAAAAGACCAACAAAAUGAAACUGAGGAAGACCCAUCCCCCUUUACCUCCCCUCCUCCUCUUCCAAAACCUCAGAAAAAGGAGCAGCAACACUUUUCCUUCUCCCCCACCGAGGACACUUUCAUUGACACUGCCAAUCUCGUUAAGGAAGACUCAGAUGUAUAACCAUUUCCUCAACUAGGAACGCCGAAUCAUCAGACACUCUUGCACAUAUUUUUUCUAUGGGUCAAGAACAUUCAUGUUGUUAUAAAAUAGUCUCUUUUUAGCCUCUAGGUGAAGACUUUUUGCCUUUUUUUAAAUAAAAAAAAUAUGCCAAUUGCUAUUUUUAUGAACAAUUAUCACAAUGUACUAUAUGUAUAUCUUUGCACUGAGACUGACUGAAAAUAAUAUAAAUAUUUUGUAUAUUUGUAAAUUUUUUAGAGAAAUUAUUGUUGCUAUUGUGAAAGCAUUUGGAAUAGUACACGGUAAUUACAGGCACGUUAGUAAUUUGUAAUACAGGACACAAAGGAAUGCAUUAAUAUGUACAGGGCCGAGUUUAACAUCAACAUUUUUUUAAUUGUACAGAUGUUUAUACGAACUUCUAUUAAGAAAACUGCCUUUAUAGAGCUACAUGAAGAAAAUAUAUAUAUAUUUGUGUAUUGGUUCAGUUGCAUAUAUUUUCUGGUACCUGUGUGUAGACAAGUUUUCUUUUAGUCUACUUACUAUGCAAAACUUGGAACAAUCAGAUGUCAAUGAAAAAAAUAAAAUAUUAUUAAUGAUAUAUUGAACAAUG
Bufo bufo (common toad) is the source of this 14659-nucleotide messenger RNA. It is a transcript of the gene LRP2, whose product is annotated as LDL receptor related protein 2. Lineage: Eukaryota; Metazoa; Chordata; Amphibia; Anura; Bufonidae. Gene Ontology annotation, molecular function: protein binding; calcium ion binding. The record is from RefSeq and is a predicted model, not a curated record. The transcript has 79 exons. The coding region runs from base 85 to 14052 and encodes 4655 amino acids.